AAAAUGCAAUCGAAUAUAAUUUUGCUAUUUGUUGCGGUGUUGCUAAUGCCUGAAGCUUUGGCGAAGACGAAAAGAUUUUUGCGACUACAAACAGAUCCUCUGUCAAAGACGCGCUGUGACUUAAUAUGCAUUGAUGCAAGCAAGGAGACGAAAUCUCAGUGUCGCUCAACAUGUCGUUCAGAAGAGCGAAAGCCUGGAACUUGUCCAGCUGGAGACGAUCCCAGGUGGAUGGCUUCAUGCGUAGAAGCAUGCAAUCAAGACUCUCAAUGCGAUGGUACUCAACGUUGCUGUAAACAUGGCUGUAGCUCUAUGUGUAGUGAACCCGUAGAUCUGAUGACUGUACCAGGCCUACCAGCUCUGCCGACAAUGGAUGAGAUAAAGGAAAGAAGACGUGCUGUACAGAUUAAAUGGUCUGAUGGCGUAGGUGAUUCUGCAAGAGCUGUUCCGGGACGCGUUUUAUAUAUCUUAGAAGAACAACAUCAUUUAGGCCCUAAGUAUGAAGAAGAGAGGCUUGGAGACUGGAAUCUUAUACUCAGAACUAACAAGACAAAAGUAUCACUUCGUAAUCUUCUAAAAUCUGGACGAUGGUACCGUUUCCGUGUUGCUGCCGUUAGUUCAUCUGGUACUAGAGGUUAUUCAGCACCAAGUUCACCAUUCACACCACGUAAAGGACCGAGGCCACCACCGCCACCAAAGAAACUUAAAGUUUCACCAGUUCGAUCCGAAAACGGGACAGUAACAAUAAGACUGGAAUGGAAAGAACCACGAUCUGAUUUGCCCGUGAUGCGUUACAAAGUUUUCUGGAGCAGACGAGUGCGAGGCUUAGGAGGAGAAUUGGAUUCAGUUCUUGUUAACCAUCAAACAGUUCCAAAGGAACAAACGUAUGUAGAAAUUAGCGACUUGCAGCCCAAUUCAAUGUAUUUCUUGCAAGUUCAAACAAUUAGUGUAUUCGGUCUCGGAAAACUAAGGAGCGACAAAGCAGCUAUUUUCUACAAUACAACAAGUGCAACAGAAGAACAACCCCCGGAAGCUCUUACUAGAAGAAAAGAUGUAAGGAGUAUCAAGGGUGUAAAAUUGAACAAAUUCAUAUGGUUGGAUCAUAAAAUAAAAGCGAAGAUAUCAUGGGAGCCUACUUAUCAACCUAAGGGUAACAAGAGGUAUUAUGUCCACUGGAAAAUGAUUGCAUGUCAACAUCCUGUUAAAGAAUUAAAGGAGUUAUCGGCAGUGACUGAGCAAAAUUCAUUCGAAAUUUACGAAUUGGAUUAUAAGUGCAAGUACAGAGUGAACAUAAAUAGGUCAUGGAAUACGAAAACACCGGAUUCCGAAUUUAUUUUGACCGUUCCCCAGUGUGACUAUUUUAAGAAGAAAGUGACUACCGCAACAGUGAAUUGUAAACCUUGAAAAACAUUUUUUUUUUUAUUUCUUAAUAGGGCUGUUAUGUGAAAUAAACCUGAAUUCCUCAGAACUGAGAUUAAAUUUAAAUUAAGAAGUACCUAAAAACUUUACUUUUUUGGAUAUUAUUUCAUUAAUCGCCUAUAGUAAGCAAGAGUUGUAUAUUUAUUUUUCUAGUGUAAUAAAAUUAAAAUAGACUGUUAAAGAUUGGAAAUAUGGAUGUAAUAUUAACAUCUAAAUAUGCCAUCGAUAUUUUUAUGACUUUUUAUACAAAAUUAGAUAUAAGGAACUAUAAUUCUAUGUUUUGAUACUGUGAAUGAAUAUGUUUUACAAUAUUAAUACUUAAUCUUAUUCUUGACUGUUGGUAAUAAAUAUAUUUUAUUUUA
This is a messenger RNA of Melitaea cinxia (Glanville fritillary), 1778 nucleotides long. RefSeq names its product anosmin-1 (gene Kal1). The coding region runs from base 4 to 1401 and encodes 465 amino acids. The record is from RefSeq and is a predicted model, not a curated record. Lineage: Eukaryota; Metazoa; Arthropoda; Insecta; Lepidoptera; Nymphalidae. Gene Ontology annotation, molecular function: peptidase inhibitor activity; protein binding. Gene Ontology annotation, cellular component: cell surface; extracellular region. Gene Ontology annotation, biological process: neuron differentiation. The transcript is spliced from 9 exons.